Oppia nitens is the source of this 2583-nucleotide messenger RNA. RefSeq names its product RAD50-interacting protein 1-like (gene Rint1). The transcript is spliced from 3 exons. Gene Ontology annotation, cellular component: Dsl1/NZR complex. Gene Ontology annotation, biological process: endoplasmic reticulum to Golgi vesicle-mediated transport; regulation of ER to Golgi vesicle-mediated transport; retrograde vesicle-mediated transport, Golgi to endoplasmic reticulum. The record is from RefSeq and is a predicted model, not a curated record. NCBI's taxonomy places the organism in Eukaryota, Metazoa, Arthropoda, Arachnida, Sarcoptiformes, Oppiidae. Bases 366 to 2483 code for a protein of 705 amino acids.
AAAGUCUAACAAUUAAUACACAAAAUGAUAGCUAAUAAUAAUGAAUGUAUUUUUGGUGUAUAUUUGGCAUUCAAUGACUGGUUAUGUUGAAUAUCAAGUGAUGACUUCGUCGAUGAACUGGUCCUACAAAUUGAGACAACCGGUUGAGAGGACUGACUCACAGCGCACGCGAUCUCCAGUCAUGACUUUAAAGCCAUCAAAACAAACAACUGAUGCCAUCAACAGCUGAUUGAUUUAACAACAAUUGAUUGUUAAUUGGUCUCAAAGUUGUUGUUAUCACUAAAUUGUUGCAAACGUUUGUUGUUUGACAUAAUGUUAUGACACGUGUAUCUCUUGUUGUCAUUUGAUUACAAUAAUUAAAAACUAUGAAAAUGUCUGUCAAUAGCAAACAAUACGACCAAUUGGUCACUAAAUUAAAUCAUUUGAUUGUUAGCUUAAGUUUGGAUGAGAAGAGUACUCAAGAGUUGGGCACUGAUAUCAACGAUACCAUCAAAAAGUAUGAACUUAAAGCCAAUGCCAUCAAAGAGACCACUUGUGAGCUCAAGAGUGUUGUCCAAGAGUUUGAUGACAAGAUGUCUCAAAUGACAUCUAUUUUAGACGCUGUGUCACCACUUCUUGAUAAAUACGAAAGUUUAAUAAAAUUAGAUAAAUUGUUGUCCGAAUUGUCUACCAUUAAAAAGAUACACAAAAGUCUUGAGAUGAAUGUUAUUAACUGCAAGACUAAUAAAGAUUUUGAGACAAAAGUGACUUUAAUUACACAAUCAUUCAAUCAAAUGGUCGAUUCAUACAAAGAUUUUGAAGAUAACCACAAAAAUGAUGUAAUGAAGAAUUAUUUAUACGAUAUUAUAAUCUAUUGGAAACCAAUUAUUUUGACAAAAUUAAGACAAAGGUUUGCCGACACAUUUGAGUCCAUUGAUUGGCCUCUAAUUAACACAAAUAAGUUGCAGAACCGAUCAAAAAGUCAGUCAUCUGAAGCAAUCAAUACCUUUCUCUUAUAUUUCAAUUCAUUACUAAUUUUUGACAUUCAAUGUAAGCGAUUAUCACCGCAAAUAACUACUGAAUCGGAAAUUGUUUUACCUAUUGAUGUAAUGGUAACGCCUCUGAAGAAGCGAUUUCAAUACCAUUUUAUGGAAACCAAAAGCAAACUCAAUAGACCUGAAAAGCCCGAAUGGUAUUUAUCACAAACUCUGGUAUGGAUUCGACAAAACAAUAACUUCUUGUGCGAAACAAUUGAUCCACUAUUACUUGACAUGAAGUCAGCGACCGAUUUAGUUCCGGCGAAAUUUCAACUAAUUUCUGGUUUACUUGAAUGCGUGACAACAAAAUUAAAAUCAGAUUUGCCUUCACUUGUUUACGACGACAAACUAUUUACACAUACUGUCGAUGAAGUGCUUAUAUUUAAUCGGGAAUUACUAGAAAUUGAGUCCAAUAUAAUUCAAGUCUUUCCUAAUUGUAAUUUAAUGAAUGUUUUCUCUUCUGAACCAUUCUUUACAAGAAUUUUGUCUUUGGAAAGAAAAAAGUCAACAGAAUUUGUUGAACUUAUAUUAGACUCAAAAUCUGCUUGGAAUGAGAUCUGUGGUCCUGAAGGCAAUGAUGAGCUGAAGAUAUGUGAAUGUGGAGACAAUUUUGUAUUAAUGCUUCAGUCGGUGACCAAUAGAUGCUCUUUCUUUACCAAUGAGUCACUGAAAUAUGCUUUCAUUAAAUUACAACUCGAAAUGUUAGAUGAUUUUCGUUUACGACUCAUCCAAUUGCUUCAUACCAGUGACAAGUCUUGGCCAUUAAGUCAACGAUACUUUGCAAUCAUUAAUACAAUUAAUUACUUGAUUUUUGUACUCAACGAAUGGAAAAUAUUACCAUUUUAUGUCCAGAUAUCAGAAAUAUAUUCACCAAAUGAGACAGUCUUCGAUCAAAUUAUAGGACUCUUACAACACGUUUUGAAUGAAUCAAUUCAACAAAUAAAAGACUUAUUUUUGGAUCAAUUAAAGACUGGAUUGCAAACUUAUGCCUCAAUUAAAUGGUUUUGUCUUAAAUUGUUUGACAACAGUCUCAGUUCCAGUGCUUCUCAAUUAUUACAUUUUAUAUCAACAAACUUAGUAUCGUUGCAAAAGUCUUUAUCAAUCUCUUUGUUUGACAAGAUUUCACAAGAAAUGGCACAACAAUUGAGUCGAAUUUUAGUCGAAGAUUUGGUUCUCGAGAACUCAUUCAAUGACUUCGGUGCCAAACAACUCGAUUACGACAUAACAGUCGGAUUUUUGUCAUUGUUUCGACUUUACUUAAGUCGACCAAAUGCCGAGUUUGGGCCACUUAUCGAUGCCGUAAAACUGGUUAACAUUGAAAAGGGAACAUAUCUUCUAUUGAAAGAAAUACUUAGCGAUAGAAAUAAGACAAACGAAGCAAAAAUGGCUUUAAAAGAGAUGUCCGUUACUAUGAUAUCAACACAAAUGGCACUAAAUAUUAUACAAAACAAAAUUUUUGAUAAAUAAAAGUCUUAUUAAUUUUAUAUAAUUUGAAAUAAUAUAUAUAUAUAUAUAUUAGUCAAUACAUUGCUUUAUAAAAAACUUUAUAUAAUUUUAAUACAAAUCG